Messenger RNA from Orbilia oligospora ATCC 24927, 1782 nucleotides. RefSeq lists its product as uncharacterized. Gene Ontology annotation, biological process: mRNA splicing, via spliceosome. Bases 1 to 1782 code for a protein of 593 amino acids. NCBI's taxonomy places the organism in Eukaryota, Fungi, Ascomycota, Orbiliomycetes, Orbiliales, Orbiliaceae. The transcript is spliced from 2 exons. The record is from RefSeq and is a predicted model, not a curated record. Gene Ontology annotation, cellular component: spliceosomal complex.
AUGGCGACCCUAACAAAAUCCCUCCUUUCCGCUCUCCCAGCACCCAAACAAUCUUCGACCAAUGAUGCUGGUCCCAAAAAACCAGCUGGCCCUAGAAUCGUCGGCGCCAACAGCGCCGAAUCACAGCUCGUAUUGAAGCGUGCGGGACCACCUCCAUAUGGCCAACGCGCUUCAUGGCGACCCAAAUCCGUCGAAGACUACGGCGACGGUGGCGCCUUCCCCGAAAUCCCCAUAGCCCAAUACCCCCUCGAAAUGGGCCGAAAAGCCACCGCCUCCAAAUCCCGUAAUAACGCUUUAGCCCUCGAAGUCGACGAACGGGGGAUUGUAAAAUACGACGCGAUAGCGAAGCAGGGUCAUAACGACAAGCGAAUUGUUCACGCGUCGUUUAAAGACCUUAUCCCCCUCCGACAACGUGCCGAUGUUGGUGAAAUCUCGUUGGAAAGACCAUCUGAAGAGGAAGUUGCGGAGCAAACCGAGAAGACUAGGGCAGCACUUGCGAAACUUGUUGCCGGAGCGGUGGCAGCGCAGAAGCCGAAGAAUAUCAAGGGGACGAAUAGGCCGGAGCCGACGUUUGUGAGGUAUACGCCUGCAAAUCAGAUGGGAGAGACAGGGAAGAAGAAUGAUAGGAUCAUAAAGAUUGUAGAAAAACAGCAGGAUCCAAUGGAACCGCCAAAGUUUAAACAUAAGAAGAUCCCAAGAGGGCCACCGUCACCACCGCCACCGAUUAUGCAUUCCCCGCCUAGAAAAUUAACGGCAGCGGAUCAAGAGGCUUGGACUAUCCCACCACCGAUCUCGAAUUGGAAGAAUCCAAAGGGUUAUACGGUUCCACUGGAUAAACGGUUGGCAGCAGACGGUAGAGGAUUACAGGAUGUUACUAUCAACGAUAAAUUUGCGCAAUUUUCGGAAGCAUUGUUCAUUGCAGAUAGGCAUGCUAGAGAGGAAGUUAAGUUGCGUUCGACGAUGCAGCAGAAGCUCGCAGAGAAGGAGAAAAUGGCAAAGGAGGAGCAAUUGAGAAAGUUGGCGCAACAAGCUAGGGAUGAGCAUAGGGCUACCGCGAGAGGAAGGAUCGCUGAUCGUUCGUCGAGGUCACCGUCUGGUUCCGAACGCUCGGAUAGCAGGAGUAGAAGUCGGACCCCCAGACGGAGAAGAUCGAGUUCUAGAGGGUCGGAAUCCGAUGAAGAAAAGGCUAUCAAGGAACGAGAAGAGAUGAGAAGGGAAAGACGUAAGGAAGCGGAACGAGAGCUAAGAAUGAAACGAAUGGGUACGGAACGCCGUGUACAGAUGUUAGCCCGAGAGCAGAAUCGUGAUAUCGGCGAGAAGAUGGCAUUGGGACUUGUUUCGAAGCCCACACAAUCUGCGGAAUCGAUGUUUGACGCCCGGUUAUUCAACCAGAGCAGCGGGUUGGGCAUGGGGGCUGAGUUCAACGAAGACCAGCAUUACGAUAAGCCACUGUUCGCAGCAGCUGAGAUUUCAAGAAGCAUCUACCGACCCUCCGCAGGUCAUCAAGAUGACGACGAAGGCGAUGGUGAUAUGGAGCGAUUCUCGAAGGAGAAGAGAUUCGAUGUAUUAGGCCGUGGAGUCUUCAAGGGGGCUGCAGACCAAGAAGCCAGAGAAGGGCCGGUGCAGUUUGAGAAAGAUACGUCCUCGGGCGUAGACCCCUUCAAUGUCGAUGCAUUCUUGGCGGAUGUCAAGGCUGGACAGCAGAAGAAACAUGGCUUGGAAUUCUCAGACAGACAUAAGGAUACGAAGAGGGCUCGUGUCGAAUCUGACGAGGAAGACUGA